AUGACUGACAACAACACCAACAGCGAAGGCGGUCGCCAGACCUUCACCCGCCAACAGCUCGACGGCAUGACGGCCGCCGAGUACGUCGAGGCGGUUGGCGGGCUGAAUAGCACCGUCUUCACCUUCCUUCAGCUCGAGAGUCAGGGUCUGCGAAGCAGAUACCCGACUCUCUUCGCCGCGCCAGUCAAGCGCGAGCUGAAGGAGGCGACCGGCCGGGCUCUCGACGGCGUCGGAAUCAAGAAGCUGGAGAUGAACCUCAUCAGCAUGCUUCUGUACGUCGCCGGCGUGAGCCCCGAGAAGAGCUGCCGUCACAGGGUCAAGGAGACGACCAUCGACCAUUGCCAGACGUUCUGGGAUGGAUGCAUCGUCGCCCCUGAGGGUCCAAUGAAGAUGGAGACUAGGAGGAGACCAUCGACGCCACUGAGGAGGAUGAGCGACAUGCAGCACACCAACGACUUGGACAAGGCUCAGGAUCGCAGGGAGCAGCACCUCAGCCACCGCGAAGAGAGGGACUCCGACCUCGAGGAAGACAAUAAUUGCCCCGAUUCCAUUUCAGCCUGGAGGGACAAGGAACAUUGA
This is a messenger RNA of Pestalotiopsis fici W106-1, 579 nucleotides long. RefSeq lists its product as uncharacterized. The coding region runs from base 1 to 579 and encodes 192 amino acids. Lineage: Eukaryota; Fungi; Ascomycota; Sordariomycetes; Amphisphaeriales; Sporocadaceae. The record is from RefSeq and is a predicted model, not a curated record. The transcript is spliced from 2 exons.